UCGCGCUGAAGGAGUGCGCUGUACGCGCCGGUCUACGGAAAACAGUCAUUCUCCAUCCUUUCUCUCUCUCUCUCUCUCUCUCUCUCUCCUCCUGUUUCCUCUCAUUCACUCCUUCCUGAAGCCGGUGGCCAGUGCAGUCCGAGCGCCGCCGCGACCAAGGGCUUUUUUCGCAGGUUCGGGUGGAUGAUGUCUGGAUCCAGAAAAGAGUUUGACGUGAAGCAGAUCUUGCGGAUCCGGUGGAGGUGGUUCGGCCACCCCGCGUCUCCGCCGCCCCACAGCCCGGCGCAGGGGGACUUUUUCAGCGGACGAAAUGCGGGGGCUUCGGCGGACAGCACGUCCAGCGGUGCAACAUCUGGCGGCGGCGGUAACAUCAGCUGCGGCACCGGCGACGUUGGAUCCUGUAUCAAUAGCAGCGAUAACAGAAAGUUUCUGGGCACGUCGGACCAUCCCGUGUCCUUGUCAGCGGCUGCCUCUGUUUGCCUCCGAUCAUUCAGCGAAGGGGACUGCCGUAGCUCUCCGCCACCGCCCUGGGCUUGCCCCCAGCCCGAAGUGCCGGGUGUGGAGCCCGUCGACCAGGGCUGUGCGACGACCCGGCAGCAUCAGCCGGAGGGAGCGGCGGCGGAGGCAGUCGCGGAAAGUGAGGAGGAGAACAUUAACGUGGACUCUGAGUCCAGUUCUUACAGGAGCUCCAACAGCAGCCAGACCCUGUCCUCCAGCCAGACGGCGGAGCCGUGUGUCCCAGAGGAGCUCUUUCAGUCCCUUAGUCACGCGGAGCACACCUUCCACAAGAUGGAGACCUACCUGAGGCACAAGCAGCUGUGCGAUGUGGUGCUGCUGGCCGGAGACCGUAGGAUACCUGCCCACAGACUAGUCCUCUCCUCUGUGUCGGACUACUUUGGCGCCAUGUUCACCAGCAACGUCAGGGAAGCCAAACAGGAGGAGGUGAAGAUGGAGGGCGUUGACCCUGAUGCAUUAUGGGCGCUCGUGCAAUAUGCGUACACUGGCCGCCUGGAGCUGCGCGAGGACACGGUGGAGAGCCUGCUGGCCGCAUCCUGCCUGCUGCAGCUGUCCGCUGUCGUACAGGCCUGCUGCAGCUUCCUGGUCAAGCAGCUGCAUCCCUCCAACUGCCUGGGCAUUCGCUCCUUUGCUGACGCGCAGGGCUGCCAGGACCUUCUCAAGGUGGCACACAACUACGCUAUGGAACACUUCCUGGAGGUGACCGUCCACCCAGAGUUCCUGCUGCUGCCCCCCGGUGACGUCGAGAGGCUGCUUUCGUCGGACGACGUCAACGUGCCGGAUGAGGAGGCGGUGGUGGGGGCCCUGCUCAGCUGGGUGCGGCAUGACUGCGCCUCCCGCAGGUGCCACCUGCCACGGCUGCUGGCCCACGUCCGCCUGCCCCUGCUGACGCCGCAGUACCUCGCAGACCUGGAGGGUGACCCCCUGCUGCUACACAACGCAGACUGCCAGCGCCUCCUCAUGGAGGCAAUGAAGUUCCAUCUGUUGCCCGAGCGCCGAUUGCUGCUGCAGAGCCCGCGCACGCGGCCCCGCAAGGCCACCGUGGGGGCACUGUUCGCCGUGGGUGGCAUGGACGCCACCAAAGGUGCCACCACCAUCGAGCAGUACUGCACGCGGCGGGACUCCUGGCGGCAGGUGGCGGUCAUGAGCGGCCGGCGGCUGCAGUUUGGUGUGGCGGUGCUGGAGGAGCGCCUCUACGUGGUGGGGGGCCGCGACGGCCUCAAGACCCUCAACACCGUGGAGUGCUACAACCCCCGCAGCAAGAGCUGGAGCGCCAUGCCGCCUAUGGCUACCAACCGGCAUGGCGUAGGCGUGGCCGUGCUGGAGGGCCCCAUGUACGCCGUUGGGGGGCAUGACGGCUGGAGCUACCUGAGCUCGGUGGAGCGCUGGGACCCCCAGACCCGGCAGUGGAGUUUUGUGGCCAGCAUGGCAACCCCACGCAGCACUGUGGGCGUGGCUGUGCUCGGCAGCAAGCUGUACGCUGUGGGCGGCCGUGACGGCAGCGCCUGCCUGAGUUCGGUGGAGUGCUUCGACCCCCACACCAACAAGUGGAGCGGCUGCAGCCCCAUGGCCAAGCGGCGGGGUGGGGUGGGCGUGGCCACCUGGAAUGGCUUCCUGUAUGCCAUCGGGGGACACGACGCGGCCGCCUCCAGCCUGGCGUCCCGCCUCUCGGACUGCGUGGAGAGGUACGACCCCAAAACGAACAUGUGGACGGGCGUAGCUUCCAUGACCGUCAGCAGGGACGCUGUGGGGGUGUGUUUGCUGGGCGACCGGCUCUAUGCCGUGGGCGGCUACGACGGACAGUCCUACCUUGACGUCGUGGAGGCAUACGACCCACAGACCAAUGAGUGGACGCAGGUGGCGCCGCUGUGCUUGGGGAGGGCGGGCACCUGCGUCGUGGCCGUGAAGCUGUGACUGCCGCUGGACCUGCCAUGAUGGCCCUUGGACUUUCAGACUCUGUGGAUCCAAGGGGGGAUCCAGUGCCAAUUCUCCCACUGGUGUUCCCUCCCCAGGAGCUAAAGGGCAUUUUUCAGUGUUACCCCCCCCCCCCCCAUUAUCCCCCAUGUGUGAGGAGCUGGAUUCCUCUGAAGUCUGGAGAUCAGCCACAUCACUGCUCUGUGGAAAGCAGGAUAAGCUGCGUAAUUCCCCCCGUCCUUCUUGAAAUGGCCUCACCCCAGCCACUUGCAAUCACACACGUUUAUCCCCUCUGGGUUUUGUAAAUGUAAUUGAGUUUGUCACUGGUAUUCAUUCCACACAAUGCACAACCCAGUACAUAAUCACAGUGCCACCAGACAGGCAGGAGAUCAAAGUCUGGUCAUUUUUUCAGAGUUCUUUCAAUGGAACAGUCCAUUAAAUGGGGGGGGGGGUGCAUUUUCUGAAUUCGCUGAUUCACUGGGCAUAUACAGUUUAUGAAGUUCUUACCCACAAGGUUAUUCUUCCAUUUUUAUUAGGGUGACAUUUAAAUAAACAGAAAUAAAAGAAACAAACUGAGAUUAGAAAAAAGGGAAUGACUGCAAUCCAUCUGUGGCUGUCAGUUUGAGGGGCUGGAGAAAUGCAUCAGGAGGCGGGCAGAGAGGAGAAAUGCAUCAGGAGGAGGGCAGAGAGGAGAAAAGCAUCAUGAGGAGAGCAGAGAUGAGAAAUGCAUGAUGAGGAGGACAGAAAGGAGAAAUGCAUGAUGAGGAGGGCAGAAAGGAGAAAUGCAUCAGGAGGAUUGCAGAGAGGAGAAAUGCAUCAUGAGGAGGACAGAGAGGAGAAAUGCAUUGGGAGGAGGGCAGAGAGGAGAAAAGCAUCAUGAGGAGGACAGAGAGGAGAAAUGUACCAUGAGGAGGGCAGAGAGGAGAAAUGCAUCAGGAGGAGGGCAGAGAGGAGAAAUGCAUCAGGAGGAGGGCAGAGAGGAGAAAUGCAUCAGGAGGAGGGCAGUGAAUAGAAAUGCAUCAGGAGGAGGGCAGAGAGGAGAAAUACAUCAGGAGGAGGGCAGAGAGGAGAAAUGCAUCAUGAGGACAGAAAGGAGAAAUGCAUGAUGAGGAGGGCAGAGAGGAGAAAUGCAUCAGGAGGAGGGCAGAGAGGAGAAAUGCAUCAGGAGGAGGGCAGAGAGGAGAAAUGCAUCAGGAGGAGGGCAGUGAAUAGAAAUGCAUCAGGAGGAGGGCAGAGAGGAGAAAUACAUCAGGAGGAGGGCAGAGAGGAGAAAUGCAUCAUGAGGACAGAAAGGAGAAAUGCAUGAUGAGGAGGGCAGAGAGGAGAAAUGCAUCAGGAGGAGGGCAGAGAGGAGAAAUGCAUCAUGAGGAGGGCAGUGAAUAGAAAUGCAUCAGGAGGAGGGCAGAGAGGAGAAAUACAUCAGGAGGAGGGCAGAGAGGAGAAAUGCAUCAUGAGGACAGAAAGAAGAAAUGCAUGAUGAGGAGGGCAGAGAGGAGAAAUGCAUCAGGAGGAGGGCAGAGAGGAGAAAUGCAUCAUGAGGAGGACAGAGAGGAGAAAUGCAUUGGGAGGAGGGCAGAGAGGAGAAAUGGCAACAGAUUAAUAGAAUGUAUGUGACUGGAUGGAUAUAUCUGAGGCCCACAUGAUGAUUUGGUUUGGCGUGGCCCCGGGGGGAGGGGAGAUGUGUGUCUCUGUGCGGGGGGGCUGCAGGCCAGACGCUGUGCAGCUACCCCCCCCCCCCCCCAUGGGUUGUGCUGUAUCCCCAUUCAGGCUGGGUGGGUUAUCAGAUGGUGUUGAUGUUGCUGGUAAAAUGGAAAUGAUUCAUCCACCUUACAGCUCUCCAUCCCUAAACAACUGAAGAGUGACACCGUAGGAACACUGUACUGGGAGAUACUGGAAACCCAGUACGGGGAGGUACUGGAAACUCAGUACAGUAAUACCAGACCCUACACCAGUAAUUGGUUCCAAAAGGCAGGUCAGUCAAAAACGACGUAACAUGAAAACCCCCUAAAAAUGAUUUAGACCCUAUAAACAGGUAAAUAAGACAGUACUUUUAAAUCUAUAAGUGUUUAUUUCAUUUCAUACAUUACAAUGUACUAUUUUGCAUAUUGUAGCAUCACCUGACCCACGUCGGCUCGCAUAAACUGACUUAAGACAAUUUGACUUUUUUCCAUAUGCCGUAUUUCUUAACAAAAAAAAAAUGUAAAGUUGAAUUCGACAUAACACGAAUCUAUGUAUGAUGAGGUUUUACUGUACUGGGAGUUACUGAAAGCUCUGUACUGGUAGUCAGUUUAAGUCUGAAGAGCCGAAUUUGCCUGUGUGUGACUGCCACAGCUCUAAGGAAAGUGAACAUUCCCCCGGGAUAAGUGCCUGCAUCCAUGCCUGACUUUAGUAUCCGAGACACACUCACUCCUUACUUUGGUCAUCAGAAAACACCUUUACACCAUUGCUACAUUUCUCCUGUCACUGAAUUCUUACUUCAUUCUGCCUUUCCUGUCCCUCAUUUAUAAUCACGGAAACAUACAUGCUUAAGGACCUCUUGUGCAAAGGGACUUUGAGAUGAUCGCUGUGUGACACGUCUGAAGAAGAGCCCGUGUGACGUUUCCAUGGUGACCUAAGUCAUCCUGCGUGGGGUUUGAUUGAUGUACACACAGCGUGCAGGUACUGAGCUCAGACCCGACCCCUGCUUCCGGCUUGCAGAUCUGACCGUGUCGCUACAAGGUGACACUCAGCCACCUCUGCAGGUCGUACCCUAAGCGGCUGUUUCCUUAGAGAGACUGAUUUAUCAGCCUGAUGUGGGGGGGGGGGGGGGGCACCGCUUCUCCUGCAAAAAACACAAGCACCUUCUCCGGAACGAGGUCAGUGCUCUGCCUCGGACCAGCAAAAGAAGUUCUCAGCUUUCAGUAACGAGAUCCGUGGCUGAGCAGGCGGCCGGGCGCCUGCCCACUACGAUUGUUAUGCAGAAGAAGCCAGAAACCUUGCAGUUGUGUUCCAUCACCACUCUCAGAAUCGCAAAAUGCAAUAGUAACUGUACACUGUCAUUUACUGUAAGAGU
Molecule: messenger RNA, 5482 nt
Organism: Brienomyrus brachyistius
Lineage: Eukaryota; Metazoa; Chordata; Actinopteri; Osteoglossiformes; Mormyridae
Product: kelch-like protein 5
Exons: 11
Coding region: 184-2430 (748 amino acids)
Molecular function (GO): protein binding
Source: RefSeq, a predicted model, not a curated record